AUGGCCACGGGUGAGCUGACCGAGCUGGAGACGGCCAUCGAGAAGAUCGUCACCGUCUUCUUCACCUACGCGGGGAAGGAGGGCAAGAAGGGCACGCUGACGGCCGGCGAGUUCAAGGAGCUGGUCCAGCUCCAGCUGCCCAACCUGAUGAAGGACGUCCCCUCCCUGGAGGAGAAGAUGAGCGAACUGGAUGUGAACAGCGAUGAGGAGCUGAAAUUUGGCGAGUACUGGCGGCUGAUCGGGGAGCUGGCGAAGGCCAUGCGGAGGGAGAAAGCGGGGAAGAAGAAGUGA
This is a messenger RNA of Cariama cristata (Red-legged seriema), 291 nucleotides long. Its product is annotated as protein S100-A13-like. Gene Ontology annotation, cellular component: perinuclear region of cytoplasm. The transcript is spliced from 2 exons. NCBI's taxonomy places the organism in Eukaryota, Metazoa, Chordata, Aves, Cariamiformes, Cariamidae. Gene Ontology annotation, biological process: positive regulation of cell population proliferation; positive regulation of canonical NF-kappaB signal transduction. Gene Ontology annotation, molecular function: RAGE receptor binding. The record is from RefSeq and is a predicted model, not a curated record. The coding region runs from base 1 to 291 and encodes 96 amino acids.